Varroa destructor (honeybee mite) is the source of this 1565-nucleotide messenger RNA. RefSeq names its product SECIS-binding protein 2 (gene Sbp2). NCBI's taxonomy places the organism in Eukaryota, Metazoa, Arthropoda, Arachnida, Mesostigmata, Varroidae. The record is from RefSeq and is a predicted model, not a curated record. Gene Ontology annotation, cellular component: mitochondrion; ribonucleoprotein complex. Gene Ontology annotation, molecular function: selenocysteine insertion sequence binding; ribonucleoprotein complex binding; mRNA 3'-UTR binding.
UGCUGCUGCCGCUUCGCGUUCUCUAGUGGAAUCACCAGCUGCAUCGAACGGCUAGUUCGUCAGAUGGAUGAACGCCGUCAUCAUGUUUAGUUGGUGUUAUUACUAUUCGUGUUAUUGUAAUGACGAGUAGCUUUCGGGUUCUUAUUUUGCUCUAGAGUGAUUAAACCGAAAAUGAACAACGCAACGUUGCUUUCAAAUAGAAGCAAGAACAUGGCGCUUUCGCCUAUUGCAAAGGAUUUUAAUCCGUCUUUAAUAACCAAAACGGUGCAAAAGUCUUCGAAAGAUGAAGCUAAGCAAAACAAAAACCAUGACCCUGGAUCAUCGUCUUCAGUGCAAAAAUUAAGCGAAACGUUUGCAGCUAUUGUAGUCGAUAAUCCUUCAAUACAAAGCACCUUCCCUACGACGAAUCGGGGCGAUCAACCGGCAACGCCUCUGACAAAUGUUUGGAUGUCAUCUCGGACUACCUCACGGAGACCUAAGGCUGGACAGUCAAUGGUUGCAGACUUGCAAUCAUUGAUUAUUGAGACUGCCCUUGCAAAACGUGCUGCCCGACGACAACCACAAAACGGCUUGAAUAGAGCUUCCAAGCAUGACUGCUUUGCCGUUAUGGGAAACGGGCCAUUGAAAGGCAAAAAAAAAAAGAUUGUACGGCCAUCUGACUCCAACAAAAAAUUAUCGAAGUUAAAGAAGUCAGUAAUAGACUUUCGAGACGCACAAGGAAACCCUGCGUACGAAAUCGGAGAAACAACUUCACCUACAAAAAAUGCAGUCGAAGCAUGUAAAGACGAGCGACGCGCCUAUGAGCGUCUGAGACAGGCAGCUGACGGAGAAACGCUUAUUGAGAUAGAAAAGCUCACCACCGAUAUGCUGACCGGUCUGAAAACGUUCCAAGAUCAGCAGUUUCAACGUAAUGAAAUAAAAGCUCGAGUCCGACAACGCAUGUACUUUGGUUUGAGAGAGGCCUUCAAGUAUGUGAUAAGCUCGAAGAUCCGAAUGCUGCUGCUAGCACGAGAUCUUGAACCUGGACCAGGGUCGGCCGGACUUGAUCAGCUGGUUAAUGACCUCUUAGACAAAGCCCAAGCGAAUUGCGUCCCUGUCGUUUGUGCCUUGACACGCAAGAAACUCCAAAGGCUUACUCACAAACCAUCUAAGGUGGCGUGUGUAGCAAUCGUGGAUCCAUCAGGAAAGGAGCAGCAAUUCGAAAGACUCAAGGAACUAACAACAUAUACUAGCCCAUUUACGACAUUCGAAGCUCAACGUCAAACAAACUUUGGAGAUGAACAAACUUUUAGCGAGGAGAUGCUGAAGACUUGGACAUCAACAACGCGUCAAGGAAGAUUCGAAUUUCCUGUUGAUAAGCUUUUCUAAGUGAUAUCUACAAUAAGUCACAAGGGCUGUUAAUACGUUUAACAAUGAACGAAUAAAGUACGUGUGUCACAAAAAUGUUCGGAUAAAAAUACGCUGUUUAUUUAUUUUCUACUUCUACUGUUGUUAUGGUGCUUGAUAGCCAUUUAGCAGAUUUGCUUCGACGGAAUAACGUGGUCAUCUGCAUGAAUCAUCUCCAG